This is a messenger RNA of Columba livia (rock pigeon), 1537 nucleotides long. RefSeq names its product basigin (Ok blood group) (gene BSG). The transcript has 8 exons. The coding region runs from base 104 to 910 and encodes 268 amino acids. Gene Ontology annotation, molecular function: cell-cell adhesion mediator activity. The record is from RefSeq and is a predicted model, not a curated record. Gene Ontology annotation, biological process: dendrite self-avoidance; axon guidance; homophilic cell-cell adhesion. Gene Ontology annotation, cellular component: axon; plasma membrane. Lineage: Eukaryota; Metazoa; Chordata; Aves; Columbiformes; Columbidae.
CGGGGUGAGGGGGGCGUGGCCCUCCUUGGGCCCGCCCCCGCCUCCGUGACCCGGCGCGGUGCUUAUAGCGGGCGGCUCGGCGCGGCGUGCGGAGCGAGCGGAGAUGGCGGCGGCGGGGCCAUGCGGGUUCUUGGCGCUGCUACUCCUCGGCGGGCUGGUGGCCGGUGCCGCGGGGACAAGUCCCGACAUCAAAGGUCACGUAACGGAGGUUUCGGGCAAGCUGGUCCUGGCCUGCAACAUGACUGCACCGCACCCCGCCAUCGGCGGCCACGAGUGGCUGCGCGGGGACAAGGUCCUGCAGACGGACGCGGACUCGAGCGCUUUCACCACUUACACAAUCGAAGGGAAGAAGGAAGAGCAUUCUGGCGUCUAUGAAUGUGUCUACAAAACAAGCCCGGUGAUAAAAGGACAAGUGAAUAUUUCAGUUCCACCCCAGGUGAUGGCAUACAAGAAGUCCGAGCAUGGGAACGAGGGGGACACGGGCGUGCUGACCUGCAAGAACCCCUCUUUUCCCCCCGUCAACUCUUGGACCUGGUACAAAAAUGGUCAGGAGCCCAUCAUCAAUGGUUCUGGUCGAUACAUCAUCAAGUCCAGCGGCAACAAGACAGAACUGCGGAUCCUUAAACUGAGCAUUGAGGAGGAUACAGGCGACUACCACUGCAACGCCACCAACUCCGACGGCUUCGGUGGCGCCAUGGUGAACCUGCGCGUUCGCAGUCGCCUGGCAGCGCUCUGGCCCUUCCUGGGCAUUGUGGCAGAAGUCCUCAUUCUUGUCACCAUCAUCUUCAUCUACGAGAAGAGGAGGAAGCCAGAUGAGGUUCUUGAUGAUGACGAUGGAGGUUCUGCACCGCUGAAAAGCAAUGCCACGAACCACAAGGACAAGAAUGUCCGCCAGAGAAAUGCGAACUAAGAGCGGGGCCAGGUGACGUGUAGAUGAAGAACUCAUCUGUACAAUUUUAUUUUCUUCUAAUUUUUUUGGUAAAAUAGCACCGUGAAAUAUCUUAGUGCGUCCUUGCGAUUCAGUUACUUCACUUUCUAAAGAAACUUAAGUUGUAGAGUCUAAAAUACACUUUUUUUUUAAGAGUUGUGGGAGGGUUUUUCUACCUGUAAAUGUAAAUCCCUUGUUUCUGGUAGUGUAGGUCUGUCUGUCCUGGGUUUCUCCAUGCUGUGCAGAGGGGUGGGUGCGAGCGCAAGAGAGUCCUCCCUCCCCUCUGGGGAGAGCUCAGAACUGCCCUCCCUGCCCCACCGCGCCGGGGCUGACACGGGAUAAACACGAGAGCUGUGAACUCGGUUCAGGGGCUGUUGUGUCUCCUCAAGCUGCUGCAGUGGGGUCAGGGCAGAGCGAGCGGUGCUGGGGGCAGCUGAACAAUGUGUGUUCUUGUGCUGGAGCCGUCGUGAUCUUGCUGUGACGUGGGCGCCCGAGAGCAGACAGAUGCUCAGUGGAGUCUAAUACCUUUAUUGCCGGGUAGCGUUGAACUGUUCCAUCUGUUAACACACUUCACCAAUAAAGAUGAUUCCUCUCUCUUUUUUUUUUCCA